Messenger RNA from Salvia miltiorrhiza (redroot sage), 2111 nucleotides. RefSeq names its product F-box/LRR-repeat protein 14. Gene Ontology annotation, molecular function: protein binding. NCBI's taxonomy places the organism in Eukaryota, Viridiplantae, Streptophyta, Magnoliopsida, Lamiales, Lamiaceae. Bases 554 to 1960 code for a protein of 468 amino acids. The record is from RefSeq and is a predicted model, not a curated record. Gene Ontology annotation, cellular component: SCF ubiquitin ligase complex. The transcript is spliced from 2 exons. Gene Ontology annotation, biological process: SCF-dependent proteasomal ubiquitin-dependent protein catabolic process.
GAUUUAUUUGUCAAAACCCCAAAAAGGAAAAACAGAAACGUAUGUCGUCGCCUUUGUUUCUCUCCCUAUUUCGCUAUUUUCGCUCGCGUUACGUUACUCUGAUCCUUAUCUGCUAAAUUCGACUCUUUUUUUUCACCGUUUUUUCCUUCUUCUAGAUUUUGAUAUAUUGCUGCGGAGAACUUGAUUUCCAAUUGAUCUCGACAACCUUCACAACUGUGAAUUCUUUGCUUCCAAAGUCGGUUCUUUGGCAAGGUGGUACAGAUCUUCGUGAUUAUUAUUGCUAGUAUCUGGUUGGUGGAUUUCUCGUCAUUCCUAAUAUAUUUGUUUGAUUUUAUCAUUCACAUAGAUUAAUGAAUGAUUGAUUUCAUCUUUAUUUGUCUAAUCUGAGUUUGGAUGGGAAAAGAUUGCAAUCCGUUUAGCUCCAGUUUGUCAGAAUCUCUCUCUCUCUCGAUAGUAUCCUGCUCAUCAUCUUACAUUUGCAUUUUCAUGAUAUUUUUUGCAUCAUGACAGGUGAUAAUCGCCCUUGAGAUGAUAGCCUAGAAAUCCAGUAUCCAUGGAUAAUUUGCCAGACCUGGUAGCUUGGGACAUAUUGGAGAGGAUAGACACUACUGCAGAUAAAAGUGCUGUAUCUCUAACUUGUAAACGCCUCCACGAAUUGGACAAUGUGCAACGGAAAUCUAUCCGUGUUGGCUGUGGCUUGCGUCCUGCCAAUGAGGCAUUGGUCUCUCUCUGCAACAGGUUUCAGAACUUGGAGAAAGUUGAGAUCUCUUACUCGGGUUGGAUGUCCAAGUUAGGGAAACAGUUGGAUGAUCAAGGUCUUUAUAAUCUCUCCAUAAGCUGUCCUCUUCUCGCUGAUCUUACCUUAAGUUAUUGCACUUUUAUCACUGAUGCUGGUGUGAGUCACUUGGCUUCCUGCUCUCAUCUCUCCUCCUUGAAGUUGAUCUUCACUCCAAGAAUAAGUGGAUGUGGGAUACUGUCGGUGGUGGUGGGAUGUAAAAAGCUCGCGUUGCUGCACCUUAUUCGUUGUCUCAAUAUUACCAGAAUGGAAUGGCUGGAGUAUCUUGGUAAGCUUGAAACGCUUGAAGAUCUUUGCAUCAAGAAUUGCAGGGCUAUCGGAGAAGGUGAUCUCAUUAAACUAGGGCAAAGUUGGCAAAGAUUGAAACGGCUGCAAUUUGAGGUGGAUGCUAACUAUCGUUACAUGAAAGUUUAUGACCGGCUAGCAGUGGACCAGUGGCAGAAGCAGUCUGUUCCAUGUGACAGGAUGACCGAACUCAGAUUGGUGAACGGUGUCAUCAGCCCUGGGAGAGGUCUUGCCUGCGUCUUGGGGAAAUGCCGGAACUUGGAAAAGAUUCACUUGGACAUGUGUGUCGGGGUGAGAGAUUCGGACGUUAUAGGGUUGGCCCGCAGCUCAGGCAGCAACCUCCGGUCCAUCUCACUCCGAGUGCCAUCAGAUUUCUCAUUCCCUUUCCUGAUGAACAAUCCCAUAAAGCUAACAGACGAAUGCCUAGUAGCAUUGGCUCAGAACUGCACGCGCCUGGAGUCCAUGAGAUUGUCUUUCUCUGAUGGCGACUUCCCUUCCAUUUCCUCAUUCACUCUGCAGGGGAUCCUAAGGUUGGUGCUCAAGUGCCCAAUGAGGGAGCUUGCUCUGGAUCAUGUGUACUCGUUUGACGACGUGGGGAUGCAAGCUCUUUGUAGAGCAGAGCAUCUUGAAACGGUGGAGCUGUCGAGGUGCCAGGAGAUUACUGAUGAGGGGCUGCAGCUUGCAGCACAGUUUCCUCAGCUGCUAGUCUUGAAGCUCAGCAAAUGCCUCGGGGUAAGCGAUGACGGAUUGAGGCCGCUAGUCGGGUCGGGUAAGUUGAAGGUUUUGGCAGUGGAUGAUUGUCCUCAGAUAUCUCAGAGAGGCGUUCAAGGAGCUGCGGAUUCGGUUUCUUUUAAGCAGGACCUCUCAUGGAUGUAUUAGUUUAGUUUUAGUCUUUUCUUUAUCUUUAGGAUAUUUUCUGAGUGCUAUUUUACCUAGUAUUUUUUACAUCUAGUUUUUCUUGCAAACUCGACAACUCCAAAUUUGGAUGAUUGUUAUCUAAAUCAGGCAUAAAAUAUUUUCCUUCAUUUUA